UUCUCGCCCCCCCCCACUCUCACCACCUUUCUUCCUACUCUCUCUCUCCUUACCCAGAUUACCUGCUUAUCGCAUCGACUGUCCAGUCCCUCAGCGACUAGCAAGUUUCCGCCAUGCCCAAGAAUAAGGGAAAAGGCGGUAAGAACCGUCGUCGUGGAAAGAACGAGAACGACAACGAGAAGCGUGAGCUCGUCUUCAAGGAAGAAGGCCAGGAGUAUGCGCAGGUCGUGAAGAUGCUGGGUAACGGCCGUCUUGAGGCCCUCUGCUUCGACGGCGAGAAGCGUCUCGCGCACAUCCGUGGCAAGCUGAGGAAGAAGGUCUGGAUCAACCAGGGCGACAUCAUCCUCCUCUCGCUGCGUGACUACCAGGACGAGAAGGGCGACGUCAUCAUGAAGUACACGGCCGACGAGGCCCGCAGUCUCAAGGCCUACGGCGAGCUGCCCGAGCACGCCAAGAUCAACGAGACCGACACCUACGGCCAGGAUGGUCUCGAGGACAACGUCGAGUUCGACGAGGACCGCGAAAGCGAAGAAGAGAAGGAGAUCGACGUCGACGAGCUCUAAAUUGCUCUCCUGUUAUUAUUUCCCAUGGCAACCCUUGCCCUGCCAGAGCCCACCGGGGUUUUCUUUCACCAGCCUUCUCUUUUCAUUCUUCUCUCUUUCUCUAUUGUCAAUCUGUCCCUCUCUCUGGGAUCACCCGACUCGCCCUUAUUGUUGAGAAGCUUUGGUCUUCUGGCGUGCCGAGGGUGAUCCGGACGGUCGGCUGUUGCUUCUGACGUGCUGGCCAUGAUCCCGGGAAAGGAGGAACGAGGAACGAGGGAUGAGGGACGGAAUAGGGCUGUGACGGGGCCUCACCCGCAUCCACCAGAGGCCUCGUUGGACUGCCCGGUGCCGCAACAUUCAGGGUAUGGAUCAUUGUUAGGGGAAGCACGGUGGCGUUGCACGACGGGGUUCCGGUAGGCACUCGGCCUAGAAACUCCUCCGUCGUGGGAGGCCGUCGCGGGUUUCUAGAGAAUGGUUGCAACGCGUCUGCAGAGACUGGCUCCUCGCUGGGUCGUUCGUGUUAGCGAUUUCUUAUCUGUUUCCCGUCGUUUCAUCUCGUUCUUUUUGUCUUAAAACUGGAUGAUAGAUUAUGAAGGUGUUACGAAUUACUCAA
Aspergillus candidus is the source of this 1155-nucleotide messenger RNA. RefSeq names its product translation initiation complex factor eIF1A. Gene Ontology annotation, biological process: translational initiation. Gene Ontology annotation, cellular component: cytoplasm. Lineage: Eukaryota; Fungi; Ascomycota; Eurotiomycetes; Eurotiales; Aspergillaceae. The coding region runs from base 114 to 563 and encodes 149 amino acids. Gene Ontology annotation, molecular function: translation initiation factor activity; RNA binding. The transcript has 2 exons. The record is from RefSeq and is a predicted model, not a curated record.